Drosophila miranda is the source of this 6437-nucleotide messenger RNA. RefSeq lists its product as uncharacterized. NCBI's taxonomy places the organism in Eukaryota, Metazoa, Arthropoda, Insecta, Diptera, Drosophilidae. Bases 817 to 3201 code for a protein of 794 amino acids. The transcript is spliced from 8 exons. The record is from RefSeq and is a predicted model, not a curated record.
AGUACUGGGCGCAUAGCAUGCUUCUGCUUUCUGCUGGAUCUGGCGUGUUCAGUGUUUGGCGAGCUUUCAGACACGACGCAGGCUCCCCCCAUAAAAUCCACCGUGAAAAAAGACAACCAUGUGUAUGUGUUUGAGUUUUGUUUGAGUGUUUGAGUGAGUUUGUGUCUGUGUGGCAGAGAGAGAGAGAGAGAGUUCAUCAAAGAUUCAACAACCUGCCCAACAACAACAACAAAAAUAGUUGAAUAAAUAAAUACCAAAAUCAAAAUAAAAUAAAAAAGUAAAAAGUUUAAUCCAAAUUCUUAAUAAAUAGCCAAAAGGUGGAAAAGCGUAUUAAAAAUGGCAUCAAAAAGAAGGUUCCAGGUGCCGUGUUGCAGCCGCUGCCGGUAAGCGCCACUUGUGAAGCCAUCGUGACACACAAAAGGACUGCUCCAUUGAAAAGGCAAUUGACGAAAAAAAAUACGAAAAAGAGGUAAAAGAGGUAAACUGCCAUAGAAAGAAGGGAAACACUAGAACACGAGGAGGAGAUGCGACGCUGCCGACGGUGACAGUGGCGCCACACCUGGACACCAUCUAGACACCAUUCCUCAGCUAGAUGACGGGCAGCAGCAGGAGCAGUCAAAGGCACGGCUCGAGGACAAACCGAUCAACGUGUCAACGAGAACGUCAACGUCAACGCGUCGAGGAGGAUGCAAAUUGUCGCAAACAAGUGCCACAGCUACAGCGACGACACCAGCAGCAGCAGCAGCAGCCAGAGGGAGCGCCAACCCAUUGAGGAGACGGAGACCCAACGCAGGGGCGCCCACCCCCACCCACAACAUGGCGGACGCGGAGGAUAGCAACAGUGGGGCGAGUGGGAAGGGGGGACAGGAGUCGAUGCGUCUCCUAACAAAAAUAGACAAGGCCGUCUCCACCAACGACAUCCUGCUGGACCUGCAGCGCGCCCUCACCUAUGAGGCGGUGUUCAGCACUUUGGUGGAGCACAAGAUGCAGGCAUUGAAGCGCGACUACGAGGAGCACAAGAGGGCCAAGCGGGCUAAGAAACGGAAGUCCAUUGGCCGCAUCUUUCUGCCCCGCAAGCUCUUCGGUGGCGGUCGCCGUGGCAGCCGGGAAGAGGACUCAGCCGCAGCGCCCGCGGAGGAGCCACAAACGCCAUCUGCAAAAACCAUAGCCAAGGUAAGAACAAAACCCAAAGGCAGGGGCAAGCCUCAGGAUGACAUCGAAGUGGCUUCGGGUUCGGUGGACGCCUCGCUGCGCUUCGACGGGAAGAGCGCGGAACCGCUGGAGGAUAGCCUGGCCAGCAACUCGCUGAGCAACUCGUCGGGCCCGGGGCCGGGCCGCCAAGCCAUACACAGCCACAGCCUUCUGGUCCACGCCCAGACCCAUACCCCGGCCAAGACGAACCUGCCACGACGAUCCGGCAGUUCAGAGGAGGAAAACGACGAGGAGGAUAGGGUACGCCCGGCCCCCCUGGCCAAACAUUCCACAACGACGACCAACGGCGAGUCUGAGCUACUGCCUCCGGUUGGCUCCGGCUACGAUAAUACCUCGACGACUGCCACAGCAACUGCCACGGUGAUAACUGCGGAGCGUGGUGGCGUCCUGCACAGCUCAACACUGGCGGACGACAGUCUGACCGCCUCGUUGCGCGGCAGCAUCGAGAGCCUCUCCUACUCCAGCUCCCGCUGCACCGUCAGCUUUGGGGGCGCGGAGAUCAUCGCCGUUGCCGGCCUCGAUGCGGACACACGGGAGCGGGUGCGACUGGCCAAGCGACUGCGCAUCCUGGAGGCCAAGUCGAUCAGUGCCCAGUGCAGUCCCAUCUUCCCGAGGCACGUGGUGCGCUCGUUCCCGCUACAAGCACCCCAGCAAGCGCGCCUGCACAUCAAUGUUCCCUCCAGUCUGGCCAAGCAGCCUUCGCCGCCACCUCCACCGCCGCAUGUAGCCGUGGAGAUUGAGACUCCUACCGCAGCUGCUGCCGCUCCGACUCCUGUUUUGCUGCCACAACGCAAGCGACUGCUGCGCAAGCAAAUCUCCUGCACGGAUAGCGCCGGCAUGGGCGGUGGGGCCAGCGAAUUCGAGGGGGCGGCCUUCUCGCGCUACUUUUCCCGCCAAAACACCUCGGAGGACAGCGCCAACGUGACCGUGAGCACGGUGCUGGCCCAGAGCGAUUCGCAAUCCCUGCACGCCACGCCCAGCUACGCGAACACGCCCACGUCUACGGCCGGAAGGGAACAGGAGCGCCUCAAGUCGCGCAGCACCGGACUGCUGGCCGUUCGCCCACCAGCCAUGGGGCUCGACACAGACGCAGUGAUCAUUCCCAUUGAGAACGAGGGGGAGAACAGAGGGGCCAAGGCAGGGCCUGCACCGGCAGUGGCCCAGGAGAGGCUGAACCGGAUGACCUCCACCUCCACGGGCUCCAGUGUGGCACCCACGGGAUGCUGCAGUGCGGCCAAGACGGCGGCAUCGCGGGCAAAAGAGAAGCCCAGAGAAGGCCAGAGUCAGAGCCACGGCUAUGGUCAAGGACAGGGACAGGGACAGAGGCAGGGAUUCAAACCCACGCUGCCAUCCUCCGCUGCGGCCGCGACUGCGAUGGCGGCUCAGAGCACUGGCAGCGACGACGAAUACCGACGACGGAAGCGGAAGUACAAGCGCCAUCAUCGCUGCUCGGAUCCUGCACUGGUGUACCCCACGCCCAGUGGUCUCCAGCAAUAUGUGCACGUGCUCGGCCUCACCCCAGGCUCACAGGCCAUACAAUGCCCGUACGGUGAGGACUCGCCGUGCGACCUGCAGCUGGACAUGGAGCUGGAUCUGGACACAGAUGCUGAUAAAAUCGACGACCUUGAACAGAUGGUCCCCGGCGGUCAUCAGCGGCAUCGACGCAAGCAUCGGCAUCGCCACAAAAAGCGUCAUCGGCACAAAAAACCCAAAAUACUUGUACAGGACUUGGACACGGAGGUUAUUAAGGUGAUUGAUCCACACGAUUUGUCGAAGCGCGCACGAUGGACAAUCAUUGCCACCGCCUGUUUGCUUUUGCUCAUGUGCCUCAUGCUGAUUGGGGUCACGCUGCGCAUGGCACCUAUCAUCGAUGAUAUGGUCCGGCAGGAGAACGAGCGGAACAUACGGGAGAACAUGGAGCGCACGCGGAUGAUGAAGAACCGAACGGAGCUGAUGCUGCAGCGCCAACAGUUGAUGCACGUUCCAUAACAACCGAGCAGGAGCAACAGCAGCAACGGCAGCAGGAGCAGCAGGAGCAGGCCACAAUAAGCAGGCGGAGGGAAGGAAGUGACACCCGCCGAGUGGGGCAGAUGCCACCGGAUGAGAUACCGCAACAAGAUGGCUGUGUGUCAGAAGCGGCAACAAGAGUUGUGGCAGUCAAACAGGGGAAGUACUCUUUCCUUCCUUCUUCCAGGUGCCCUGCUAUCUUCCCCCACCCCCCCUACACACACAAAUGUUAUGCGCACAAAGGUAAAAUAAUAAAACAAACAAAAAAAAAACAAAUCAAAGGAAUGGAGGAGCAGCACUCCGAAGUACUCGAGAAAAACAAAAUGAAGGCUUCUGCCUCCCCCAGGAGAAAUCACUUUUUUUGUAUCUAAAUGAAAGGUGAGAGGAGAGAGGAGAGAGCAGCAUCCGGUUAGAUGCACACCAUUGUUAGACGAUCAGAGGAGUCGCGAAUUGAACUAAAGUAAACGUUAAACAUUAAACAUUAAACAUUAAACACUAAUGAUUAAACAUUAAACAUUACACAUUAAAGUAAAACCAAAAGUGAUCCAGUCUAGUGCUAAGUAAGAGUCAAUAGUCAAAAAACGUUGUUAGUAGAGUUGCUGCAAUGGCAUUGUAUGUACAAUAUAGUAAAUGUUCAGGUACAGUCCGAUCUGGUUUGCCCACGAAAGAUUAAUUUUUCGAUUUGCUUUAAUGAUGAUUUUCUUUUGAUGUAUUCCCAGAACGCACCGGAAAGGACUGUCUUGUUUGUAUCGUAAUUGUUGUGCUUGGGGCUUGAUCCCUCGAUGAGAUUGAGGAGCGACGCCACCACUUCCCUUAACAAGAAAAUUGAGCCAAGGUUUCGAUUGUUCAGUUCGGAUUAACAAAAUGGUUUCAAUUUUUUCUUUGCUCAAGUUGUCCCAUUUGGUUUUUCCUCCUCGAACGGGUGGCGUCGAUAGGAAACUAAAGUUGGUCAAUAAACCUAUAGUUAUGUGUAUUUGAAACUAAGUUGUUAACUGAAACAAGUACUCCCAAAUAAAUGUUAAAGAAAGAAGUAAAGCAAAACACACGACACGAAUCGAAACGAAACGAAAAGUUUUUGUAAAUCUAAGAAGAACAGGAAGAGGAACUAGGAAAAGGCAAAGGAAACUUACAGUACGAGUAUUCCAGAGAUACAUUUCGAAUAAAUACAAUUUGCAUAAUGAUAACAAUAAUUCUAAUACAAUGCAUAGCUGGAAAAUCCCAAGGGAGCGGAAUAUUCAAUAGUUUCAUUCGCAUUUGGAGCGAAGAAUCGGGGAGAAUAAUUUUUUUUGUGUAGCAUAACUAAAUAACUAAAUAGCUAACUAAAUAGCAGACGAGUAAAUAAAUGUUAGUAAAUUAGCGUAUCGAUGUGAAACGGUUACUUAAGUGCAAAACGAGCUUGUUGUCGAAUUAAUUUUAAAUGGCAUUACAUUAAGUGAAACUAAGCUAAAAGGUUAAAUGUUUUUUUAGGUGUUCAAUGUUGAAAUUAAUUUGUGGCCCAAGGGGCAGACUCUCGAAUUCGCAUUGCCCCGGUCAGGUAUACAUACAUACGAGUAUAUAUGUACAUACAUACGAGUAUAUAGUAGUAGGUACUAUAUAUUUUCAUAUUUCCUAUGCUAACUGAGUUGCAGGUUUGACGAAAAAUUUAGCUUGAAGCAAAAUUCUAUCGGUUUCAGCUUUGGACAGCUUGCAAGACCCCCUAGACCACCCCCCUACCCCCCGUCUACCAGUUCCCUUUGAGUGUUUCGCCAGGCGGCAAACAUUUUCCAAAGGUUUUGUGCCCGAAUCUGUUGCGGGCAGUCAAUUAAUUGGAUCUAAACAGAUGAAGAAAACGCAGACGGUCCGCGGGGCUUACCAUAUGUACAUACACACACAUGCAUAUGCAUAUACGUGUAGGAACACAGACAUACGGAAACACACAUUGGUGUUUCAGGGGGGGAGAGGUGUUCAGUUAAGGAAAUGAAAAGCUUUAAAUUAGCUAAAUACAAUUUCAGAAAUAAACAUUGAAAUUGCAUUAAACCGGAUCGGUGUUGAGAGCAUUACCAGUGCGAUAGAAACAAAAAACAACACACAAACACACAGACACACCGACACAAGCACAGAUACAGAGAUAAACAGAUUUAUAAGAUUUGCAUUUUGGUCAAGGAAUCAAUUUCACAUUUGACCAGACAUGAAAUAAUGACAAGACACAACACAAGAGAAAAAGUACGAUACUUAGUAAUGGCAUUUAGGGGGAUUCAGACAGGGAAAUGGGAAAUGGCAAAUGGCAGCUGGUUGUACGAGUAUGUAUUAACUAGGUUUGCAAAACUAAUUUAAACCGUGUGCUAAAGCAAACGCAUGAUGCAUGAUCCAUGAUCCAUGAUUCAUGAUUCAUGAAGCGAAGAGUCGCCAGAAAGGAAACCAAAAACAGUUAAUAGCUAAAAUAAAUUGUCUGUAAUUAUGCGUAGAGCUAUGUAAGUGUGUAAAUUGUAAGCUGAAUUAUUAUACAACAAUAAAUAAAACUAACUACAGCCGAGGCGAAUCCAGUGAGGGGUGUUCGUACUCGUACUCGUACAUUCUGGAAAUACUCAUAACAAACGCAAACAGAAUAUUAAUUAUUACAACAAUCAAAAUUGUUUCCCGCAAAAUCAAACUUUUUAGCCUUUGAACGAGAGACUUUGGUGCCCAAAUCCAUUUUGAGCAAUUAUUUACAAUGAAAAUACGAACACAAAGAAAACACACACUCACACACACCCAAAUGUAAAUAGGAAAGCGGAAACGGAUGGGAAAAAAACAAUAAAUGAAUACACCGCAUAAAUAAACAUUAAAUUAAUUAACAACUGAAAUAAAAAUUCAAAAAAAACCGAAAAGAAACACAACACAUACGCGAAAAAAACUGAUAAAACUUCCAACUUGACGCAAAGGAAUCAACUUUAACUGUUAAUUGUUGCUCAAAAUAAACAUAAAAGUGAAAAUAAAUGAAAAGUAAAGCAAAUACAAUGCAUAAAUAAAUAUAAACGAAAAAAUGAAGAAAAAAAAAUAAAAUACAUUUGAACGCAUUCGACGUUUUAUUCAUCAAGCAGAAAAUGUUGAAUCAAAAGCGAAAGCGAAAACUAAAACCAAAAUCACAGUUGUGUCACAUGUGUAGUAUAUCUCAGAAUGUAUUUGUAAUUGGAAAAGUAUUGAAAUGCGCAACAAGAAUUCAAAAAACAAAUGAAAAUAAACUGAAUUUACAAAUGGAA